AUGUGUGGGAUUCUAGCUGUCCUAGGCUGCGUCGCUAACUCCCAAGCCACACGUUCUCGUAUCGUCAAACUCUCUCGCAGAUUGAGGCAUAGAGGUCCUGAUUGGAGUGGGCUUCAUUGUUAUGAGGAUUGUUAUUUGGGUCAUGAGCGUUUGGCCAUCAUUGACCCUAUCUCUGGAGACUAA
Messenger RNA from Eruca vesicaria subsp. sativa (arugula), 183 nucleotides. The record is from the annotation of a GenBank genome assembly. NCBI's taxonomy places the organism in Eukaryota, Viridiplantae, Streptophyta, Magnoliopsida, Brassicales, Brassicaceae.